CAGCAGGAGAGCAUCUCCCUCAGCUAGCAGUCUCUGAUCAUCUCUACUAAAGGUCAGACCUUGCAAACGUCACCAUGACCACCAUGCCUGAAGCCAAUGCUAAAUUUGCUGUCGACUGUUACCAGUCAGUGAGGAAGGAGCACCCAUGUGACAACCUCCUCUUGUCCCCUGUAAAUGCUACCUCUGCUCUGGGUCUGCUGGCCUUAGCAUCUGGAUGUGAACAAGCAGCUGAGAUUGAGAAGGUAUUGCACUGGGAUGAACUGAAAGAAUGUAUUGGGUCCCUAAGCAGAAGAUAUCUGGGAGCAUCCAGAAGUUUUGGACAAUCAGCAACCAGACUAAAGGCACAACAAAAAGUUAAUAUUUGUCCUCGUCCUGAACCGGAGUGCCCCAAACCAAGGCAACGCCCUGAACCAACUUGUCCCAAACAAAGACCAUGCCCUGAACCUUGUCGUCCAAGACCACGACCAUGCCCUGAACCAAGAGAACGUCCUGAACCAACAUGUCCAAGGCCAAGACCGUGCCCUGAACCAGCUCGUCCUGAACCAACAUGUCCAAGGCCAAGGCCAUGCCCCGAACCAGCUCAUCCGGAACCAACCUGCCCUAGGCCAAGACCCCGUCCUGAGCCUGUUUGCCCCUCUGAACCACCAUGUCCUGAAAGAUGUGUUCCAGAUUAUGAGUGUGAGACACCUGAAGGAGUCCACACUGCAUUCAGCAAAAUCCUUGCUGCCUUGAAUGCACCAAGUACCAACUAUACUCUGAGCUUUGCCAACAAGCUCUAUGGAGACUAUGCCAUCGCCUUCAUCCAGAAAUUUAUUUAUUGUGCUCUGAAACUGUACUGGACAGAUGUGGAGGGAGCAGAUUUCCACAAUGCCCCAGAGGAGGUGCGGAGAAUCAUAAACCUUUGGGUUGAGGUCCAGACACAUGGGAAAAUCAAGAAUCUCCUUCCCAAGGACAGCUUUGACUGUCUUGUUCAGCUUCUACUGGUGAAUGGUCUCUACUUCAAGGGACAAUGGCAAGUGAAAUUUGACAAAGACCUCACUGUAGAAGCCCCAUUCUAUCCACAUUAUGCAGAUCAGAGAGAUUGCUACACUGUGCAGCUGAUGAACAGGAAGGGUACUUACAACACAGGCACCAUUGAUAUUUGUGGCAUUGAGGUGCAAGUACUUGAGGUCCCCUACAAAGACGAUGAACUCAGCUUCUUCAUUCUGCUCCCAACAGACUGCAGUCCAGAAGCUCUUGAACAGCUGGAGGAUGGUCUGAGCCAUGAGCACCUGCUUGACUUGUCCUGUUAUCUGAAGCCUGAAGAGGUGGAUGUCUUCAUUCCAAAGUUCAAAUUAGAGAAGAGCUAUUAUAUCAAUGAAUACCUGGAUUUGUGUGAUCUUUCUGAUCCUGAAAAGGCUGAUUUCUCUCAAGCAACAACCACAGAAGGAGUGGCUCUUACUCAGCUGGUCCAUGAUGCUUUCAUUGAGAUCGAUGAGGAAGGUGGUGAGGAAGCAGAGGACUGCCGUUGUCCCCGGGAUAGGCGUCCCUGUCGGGAGUCCCUGGAGUUUGUGGCUGAUCAUCCUUUCCUAUAUUUUACCCUCCACAAUUGCACCCAGAGCAUCAUUGCCCUUGGCAGAUUUGCUAAACCAUAGUAAAGGGACCCUUGUGAUAUGGAUAUUAUGGAUAUGGAUAUUAUGAAAGCAAUGGAAGAUGAAUACGGAAACCCCUUUUUAGAAGAUGUCCGUCUUCUGCAUCUUAUUCCUCUUUGUCUCAUUCACUGGAGUGCCCAUCACUGCAGAGAGUGAGGCAAAGAGGCUUUCUUUUUUGUGGAGGGUCAGCUUCAUUCUUUUUCUGUCUGCCAUUUCCUUUUCUGACCAAUUUUACUUCUCUUUAUCUGCUUAAAGAAUAGCUUCCUCCUGAUUUCUGGGGGUCCCAGUUUCUGAGAGCAAAGAUUUUAUGGUAGCUAAUUAAAUUUAAAUAUUGACAAUCAGAGAGCAAUGGGUCCUGUCUUUAUGUGAUUUUUGAGGAAGAACAAUUUCAUAAGAGUGUUGUUUCCUCCAUCACUGUAGCACUUCCUUCUCCCACACAUUGGACUGUUAAAGGACUCAUCUUGAAUGAAUGAAAUGUAAUGAGUUAAGUAGCUUUUAUUGAAGUGCUGGUUCUGAUACUUUUUUUCAAAAAUAUCAAACAAUAUUGGUUAUUCUCUGGACCAGCACUAAUUCAAGAAAAGGGAAAUAAAUUUCCAAAGAGACAGGGCUUGGGUUCUUCCUUCUUUUUUCCCUUUCUUCUUCCUGCUUCCUAAUGCCAAUCUUCCUGUUGUUUUGUAGUACAGGUUGCCUGAGUAACUGAAACAUGCUUUUAGAGAUUCUACUGUAUUUAUUGCCUAAAUUCAGAAAUAUCUUUUCAUCCUAUACUGACAUUCCUUGAAAAAGGUCAUUUCAAUUCUACUUACCUCUGUGUAUACACAAAUAUGUUGUCACUAUGAAGCUAUAAAGUUGUACAACAGUCUUUAAGUUGUUCUCAUAAUCCUAUGCUUUUCCUUGAAAUAUAUGAAACUCUGUUCCACCUUCCCCACAACUUGAACUGCAGCAUUUAAAUAUCUCAAUAAAGAAAGCAUUGAACGAA
Sceloporus undulatus (fence lizard) is the source of this 2607-nucleotide messenger RNA. Its product is annotated as serpin B3-like. The transcript has 10 exons. The coding region runs from base 75 to 1634 and encodes 519 amino acids. Lineage: Eukaryota; Metazoa; Chordata; Lepidosauria; Squamata; Phrynosomatidae. The record is from RefSeq and is a predicted model, not a curated record. Gene Ontology annotation, biological process: negative regulation of endopeptidase activity. Gene Ontology annotation, molecular function: serine-type endopeptidase inhibitor activity.